Trichoderma harzianum CBS 226.95 is the source of this 1183-nucleotide messenger RNA. RefSeq lists its product as hypothetical. Gene Ontology annotation, biological process: L-cysteine catabolic process. The coding region runs from base 327 to 980 and encodes 217 amino acids. Gene Ontology annotation, molecular function: ferrous iron binding; cysteine dioxygenase activity. The transcript has 3 exons. Lineage: Eukaryota; Fungi; Ascomycota; Sordariomycetes; Hypocreales; Hypocreaceae. The record is from RefSeq and is a predicted model, not a curated record.
CCCGUUCCCCGUUUGCCGUUGCUCGUACAGGCGAUCAUCCACCAUUGCCCUUUUUUCUUUCGUGUGGCUUGAGAGUCAACGAGGAUUUUGACAGGCCGACACCGGUUGCACUACCCUCCGUCGGGGGUUUCGCUCAGCUGACCAGACACGAGAGACACCGGCCAUCCCCGCCCCCAGUCGGUGUGUCGCUUUUCGUUGCGUAUCUCUGAGAUCUUGAUAAAUGCACCCGUCGUAUCGUUCUGUAUUGCCCAUUCGUUAGAUCCCUCAUAGCAUACCUCCUUAUACAAUCCAUCCUCUAUAGCCACCAUCAAAAGAUACCAUCAAUCAUGACCGUCAACGUUGUGUCUAGCAGCCAAGCGCUCGGUGGCGUCGGCGACGUCGUAGCGCACAAGGGGGAUCGCUUCGAAGAACUCGUGCUGGCGCUCAAGAACGCCCUUGGCCCGUCGUCGGGCUUGACGUCUGACGAUGUCGACGUCGGCUUCCUGAUGGAGCUCAUGCGCGACUAUGAUGGCAAUGACAUGAAGUGGUCCAAGUAUGCAUUUGGCGACGGCAGCAGAGGAUACACUCGUAACCUCGUCGAUGAGGGAAAUGGCAAAAGCAACCUGCUUGUACUCGUCUGGUCCCCAGGAAAGGGAAGCCCCAUCCACGACCACGGAAACGCGCACUGCGUCAUGAAGAUUCUUCGCGGCGAUCUCACUGAGACUCGCUACGCCUUCCCAGAGAAGGACGAGCCCGAGGGACCGAUGACUGUCAUCUCCGAGAAGACAUAUAAGGAGAACCAAGUGACAUACAUGGCCGACGAGCUCGGCCUCCAUAGAGUCUCCAACCGUGGCAGCGACUUCGCUGUCUCACUGCAUUUGUAUACUCCCCCCAACGUAGCAAGGGAAGGCUGCCACAUCUUUGAUGAAAAGACUGGCAAGCGAAGCCAUGUGCCCGGCUGCAUGUACUUUUCGAUGUAUGGUCGCCUGGUCAAGGAGUAGCAAGCAGCAGACUUGGCAGCGUGUGCAUCGGGUUCAUAGGAAGCGGCGUGUUGGCGUUGGUUUUGUGAUGUCUUUCUCAUAAUCGUCUUGUUGCCUGUAUUGUUUUAGUUCAUGGUUCUGGGUGUCGUUGGGUAGCAUCUGCCAUGUUCAUCCAUGGCGGAGAAGAAGCGGUCCUCAGCGACGGAUAUAUAGCGAAGCACAGC